This is a messenger RNA of Caenorhabditis briggsae, 711 nucleotides long. NCBI's taxonomy places the organism in Eukaryota, Metazoa, Nematoda, Chromadorea, Rhabditida, Rhabditidae. The transcript is spliced from 3 exons. The record is from RefSeq and is a predicted model, not a curated record. Gene Ontology annotation, biological process: transcription by RNA polymerase II; transcription initiation at RNA polymerase II promoter. Bases 1 to 711 code for a protein of 236 amino acids. Gene Ontology annotation, cellular component: transcription factor TFIIF complex.
AUGUCAUCGACAUCAACCCCAGCGCCGCCUAAAAAGCAGCGAUAUGAUAACGAGGUGGAGUGUGAGCUGGCGAAACGCGGAUGUUGGCUCGUCAAAGUUCCCAGAUACCUCUCGGAGCUCUGGGAGGCAAAUGAGGGAGCAGUGGUUGGGAAAUUGCACAUUGGACCGGAGAUCGAAUUCCAAACAAGCCAAGGUCUGCGUCAACCACCACCAAAAGACGAGGGAGAGGGAACGUCAUCUACCACCACCAACACCGCGGUCACGUCUUCUAGAGUCUCUGAAAUACCCACACAGUACACAUUCAUCCUUCACGACGUCAAAGGAUCCACAAUGAGUGUUUUGAGUGAGGAUAAGCAGGCUUUGGGAGCCGAAGCAACUGUAAAGACCGGCAAAUUGGCUAUCGAGGGAAGAAUCAUGAAACGAGCCGAGUGUCGGCCGCCGGCGACGUCGAAAUAUAUGAAGAUGAAGUUGGCGCAUAUUGUGAAGAAUACACAGCCAAAGAAGACUGUUAAAAUGAUUGAUAAGGCGGCGGUGAAGUUCAAACCAGUGGCUGUGCAUGCUGAGGAUAUGAUUAAGAACAAGCAGAAGAAGGAUGGUGCGAAAACGUACAGAGCCGAUCGAGAUGUGCUCAGAGGAGCGCUGUUCAAGGCGUUCGAGAAGCACAGCUAUUAUAGAUUUGAAAUGAUAUAUCCAGAAGUUUGGAAAAUUUGA